Cimex lectularius (bed bug) is the source of this 4767-nucleotide messenger RNA. It is a transcript of the gene ninaC, whose product is annotated as neither inactivation nor afterpotential protein C. Gene Ontology annotation, cellular component: myosin complex. Lineage: Eukaryota; Metazoa; Arthropoda; Insecta; Hemiptera; Cimicidae. Gene Ontology annotation, biological process: protein phosphorylation. Bases 151 to 4734 code for a protein of 1527 amino acids. Gene Ontology annotation, molecular function: protein binding; ATP binding; protein kinase activity. The transcript has 30 exons. The record is from RefSeq and is a predicted model, not a curated record.
AUGGCUUCUUGUAAUCCUGUUAAAAGUCUUGGGUCAAUUCAAUUAGCUGGUUGAAAAUCCCAGAGCUCCCUUUUCAAGAGUCCAUAUCGGCAGAGCUUAAAGUGCCACAAGCCCUGAAAAACCACACUGACUUUAAGAUUCUAAGCAAAAAUGAGCAAAGGGUUGAAAAAGGAAGGUCUGCUCUUAGACAAGCUGAGCGACCCUGGUGAUCGGUACACUCUUGGCGAAAUUAUCGGUACAGGGGUACACGCUAACGUCUACGUCGCAACCGACUCGCAAGAAGGUGGUAAAAAUGUCGCAAUUAAAAUUCAAAAGAUAACAUCCGAAAGUUUUCCCGAUAUCGAGGAGGAGUACAGAAUCCUCCGUGAUCUUUCAGACCACCCAAACCUACCGGAUUUCUACGGUGCUUACAGGCGAAAAGACGGUGAUAGCGAUGACGUCUGGCUCGUCAUGCAGCUCUGCGAAGGUGGCCCGGUCACUGACUUAGUACGUGCACUACUGCGAAACAACAGGAAGAUGCUGGAAGAGCAUAUCGCCUUCAUCCUCCGAGAAGUACUCAAAGCAUUAAUGAUGCUGCACGAGAACCACGUGAUUCACCGAGACAUCAAGGCGAGCAAUGUCCUGUUGACUAAGGAGGGCGAAGUCAAAUUAGUCGACUUCGGCAUAUCCAGGGAAUUGGCAAGCACCAUGGAUAAACGUCAGACGAGCCUUGGUUCACCUUGCUGGAUGGCACCGGAAAUAGUAACCAGCUGCCACACCAAAGGCUCUUACGAUAACAGGGCUGAUGUAUGGGCGUUAGGUAUUACAGCAAUUGAACUUGGAGAUGGAAAGGCACCUUUUCAGGACAUGCAUCCUACGAGAGCUUUGUUUCAGAUAGUAAGAAAUCCACCUCCGACUCUGUACAGACCGGCACACUGGUCCCAAAACUAUAAUGAUUUCGUUGCAGAGUGUUUGGUGAAAAAUCCUGAAUAUAGACCUUAUAUGACGGAACUGAUGCAGCAUCCAUUUUUUACCAGCCUACCAGAAAAUGACUUCCAUUUUAAUGUUGAACUGAAAACUCUUCUGGAGUUUGUGACGUCGCAAGACGUAUCGGAAAGGAAGAGUGAGGUCAAAGUGAAAAACGGCCGUCUUAAACAAGGUAUUGACAAGGACGGAGAGAAGAUGUACGUCGAGGACCUGGCCGCUCUGGAAACGCUGAACGAAGACACGAUCAUCAACAACCUGGAACACAGGUACAACGAGAACCAGUACUACACCUACAUCGGCGACAUACUUCUCUUCAUGAACCCGAACGAGCCCGUUGAAAACUACGGGUUUCAACAUUAUAGAAGGUACAAAUUCAAAUCACGCUCGGAUAACGAGCCUCACAUUUACGGGGUGGCCGACAGCGCCUACCAGGACAUGCUGCACCACAACGUCCCACAAAACAUCGUCCUCUCUGGUGAGACUAUGUCGGGCAAAACAACGCAAUUCAAGCAUUUGCUGAAACAGCUAAUCAAUCUGGGACAGAGCAGAAAUAAAUGUGGUGAAAAGCUUCAAAGAUCUUUAGAAGUGAUCCAAGCUUUUGGAAACGCGUCUACUCCGGUAAACAACAAUUCUACUAGGCACGCCCUUAUCACUCAGCUGACUUUCUCCUACAGUGGAAAAAUAUCCGGAGGAAUAUUUUGGGUGUACCAGCUCGAAAAGUGGAGGGUGACUGGAAACAGGUGCCCUUACCACACCAACUUCCACAUAUUCUACUACUUGGUAGACGGUUUGCGGAACGAGGGGCUGUUGGAACGGUACGGCCUGGAAGACAAGGACUACCGUUACUUGCGGAGGAACAUCGACGAAAAGGACAGGGAUCCGAAAGCUCCGUCGGGGCCUAGAGAUGAAAAAGAAACGAACGUCGACUGGUUCAAGCAGAUAGACAAAAGCUUGGAUGACCUAGACUUCAGCGCCGAUGAAAAAGAUGCGAUCUGGAGAAUUCUAUCUGCAAUUAUACUAUUAGGAGAAAUAGAGUACAAAGAAGAACAAGAUGGAAAUGCUGAUAUCAGCAAUUUGGAAAGCCUGGAUAAAGUUGCUUCGGUUCUUCAGAUCAACAGCAAGCGUCUGUCCUGGGCCUUGUGCAACUACUGCGUACUGGAGAAGGACGUCGUUUCAAGGCGAAGACAUUCAAAAGCUGAAGCCACUGAAGCAAGGAACGUUUUGGCGCAGACCAUCUAUUCAAGACUUGUCGACUGGAUUGUCAACAUGAUAAAUAAAAAACUAUCAUUAUCAAGAGCAGUCUACGGAGACAGCCAUUGUAUCAACAUUCUCGACAUGUUCGGUUUCGAAUGUUACUCGGACAACGGUCUCGAGCAGAUUUUCGUCAAUUCACUCAACGAACAGCUUCAGUUUUUUUACAACCAGAAAAUUUUCAUAUCUGAAAUGCAAGACGAAGAAGAAGAUGAAGUGCAGAUUAAAAAACUUCAGUUCUACGAUAAUAAGUGUACAAUAGACGAACUUCUUAAUAAACCGAAUGGUAUAAUGCAUAUCCUGGACGAGGCGAACAAACUUCAUUUAGACGAAGACUUCUUAGUCGAUUGGCUGAAGAAGAAGAAGAAAGAAACAGAUCACGUUAAAGCUGAGACAGAUGAUCAGUUUUCAGUAGCGCACUACACAGGCAAAGUUACUUACGAAGCUGUAGCCAUGUGUGGGAAAAAUCGAGACUUCCUUCCUCCCGAGAUCACCGAAGUCAUGCGACUAUCGACAGAACCUAUAAUUAAGCAAAUGUUUACAAACAAGCUUUCAAGAACGGGAAACGUUACAGUUUUAGUCGACAGUGAUCCUAAAGUGGAAAAGAAGAAAAGCCGUUGGGGCAGCGCUUUGUUUGAAGACACCACAAGAAAAAUCAGGCGAUACAAUACGGCUUCGAAAGGGGAAUUUUCUCAGACAAAAGGGAUCCGCACUGCCGCGACCAUCUUCAGAGCGACCAGCCUCGAGAUCCUCAAGUUGCUUUCAGAAGGGAGUACUCAUUUUGUAAGAUGCAUCAGAACGGAUCUGAACAGCGCUCCGAAAGGUUUUCAGCAUUCCAUUAUAAAACAACAGCUUAGAGCUUUGUCUGUUGUUGAAACCGCUGGGGCUCGACAGGUCGGCUUCUCCCAUCGCAUCGCGUUCGACGAUUUUCUCGAAAGAUAUCAGUUUUUGGCCUUCGACUUUGAGGAGAGUGUCGAUAAGACAAAAGACAACUGCAGACUCCUCUUGAUCCGCUUAAAAAUGGAAGGAUGGACGAUGGGUAACAAGAAAGUAUUUCUGAAGUACUACAACGAAGAGUUCCUUUCAAGGCUUUAUGAAACUCAAGUGAACAAGAUAAUUAAGAUACAGUCCAUGUUACGUGGGUUCUUGGCGAAAAAGAACGUCGCUCACAAGAGGAACAAGCCGGAAAACGAAAAUUCACAGACCGUACGAACUGUUGAUUUAGAGGAAGGCGCCGCAGCGGUAAUUAUUCAAAAAAACAUGAAAGGAUUUUUAGUGAGAAAGAAGUUCAGGCCUCUUCUAAACACAUCGACUGGUAAACUGGACCCAGAAGUUGCAGAAUUUAUCAGAGUUUAUUUUAAGAAGUGGAAGUCGAAAUCUAUAUACCAGACUCUCUUGCUUUAUAGGGCUGCAAAGCAUCACGAUGUGGUUUACUUCUGUCAACAGGUGCAUCUGUACAACCAAAGCGUUGUCGGUUCACUGUUUGAGAAGAAUCAUAUAGAAACCAGCCUAAUCGAGACGGACGUGGACGAAGAAAUGUUCAUCGGGCGUCAAAAUGAUCCCGUCGUUUGGAAGCUACCUUUCGACAUCAAAGACAUCAACUACUGCGAUUCAUCUUUCAUGUGUGGAUCCGUUUAUGAUAGAAAGCCGGUUGAUGAACUACCUUCUUGGGACGAUCCGUUUAAAAGUCUAAACAAAGGGUGCCAAACGGAAGACGCGCACCAGCCUGCUGAGUUGCUAGACGCUAUGAAACGUAAGAAUAAGAGAUACAGAAAUUUCAUAGACACCCCUUACAGCAGAGAUUCGUCGGUUGUCGAAGAAAACAACUUUCAAGAGUUUGAUGUGGAACCGGAAGAUUGGGAGCCGAUCGUUGAAAAACACGAACAAGAAACGGACGAAAAACAUGAACAAGGAACUGUAAAAACAGAGGAGCAAGACAAAGUCGAAACACACGAACAAGAGGCCGUCAACCAAGUAGAAAAUUCAGAAAUAAAGGAUGUCGUGCAGGAAACUCAAAAACAAGUCAGAAUAGACACCAAACCUCAAUACAUACCGAAGACCGAUUUGAGCCAAAAAGAAAGUCUUAUUGAAAAUGGAACUGCAGACUUCAGAAAAAUCCUAAAACCGACGAAGAAUAUCAACAAAAUUAGCCCUUUAACGAGCGAACUUCUGGAAAAAGGGAAGUCUCUAGCAAACACAAAUGAAGACGAACCCCCUUACAAUUUUCAGGCGAUGCUGAGAAAAACGAAUCACAAGAGAUUCACAACCCCGGAGAGCAAAAUUGACAGCAACAUUGAAAACAACAACCAACCCGAGACUGUCAUCGAGAACAUACAAAAUUCUCAACCGGCUAAAAUGGGCAAAGAGUUAAACAGGAAAGAUUCACUUGAAAAUAUAAUGUUUAUGGUCUCCAAAGCCAAGGAUUUUGGUAGUAAGCCAAUUUUGGAAAACGGCGAAAUAAACAAGACGGAAAUUUUGCCGGGUUUCAUAGUUUACGGAGAACCGACGUGCCUGUAAUAAUUGUAAAAAUUAAACAAUUAAAAAUGUAAU